This is a messenger RNA of Galeopterus variegatus (Sunda flying lemur), 1113 nucleotides long. It is a transcript of the gene CCR2, whose product is annotated as chemokine (C-C motif) receptor 2. Gene Ontology annotation, cellular component: membrane; cytoplasm. Gene Ontology annotation, molecular function: C-C chemokine receptor activity. Gene Ontology annotation, biological process: inflammatory response; blood vessel remodeling; chemotaxis. Bases 1 to 1113 code for a protein of 370 amino acids. The record is from RefSeq and is a predicted model, not a curated record. The transcript has a single exon. Lineage: Eukaryota; Metazoa; Chordata; Mammalia; Dermoptera; Cynocephalidae.
AUGGAUGACAAGGACAGGUUCAUCCACAGCUUGCUGUCCACGCCUCGUUCUCUGCUUAUAAGAAAUGUCAACGGGAAUGGUGGAGAAUCCACCACCAGUUAUGACUAUGAGUACAGUGCGCCUUGUCAUAAAUAUGACGUGAAGCAGAUCGGAGCCCAGCUCCUGCCUCCGCUCUACUCGCUGGUGUUCACCUUCGGGCUUGUGGGCAACAUGCUGGUCGUGUUCAUCUUGAUAAAGUACAAAAAGCUGAAGAGCAUGAGUGACAUCUACCUGCUCAAUUUGGCCAUCGCUGACCUGCUUUUCCUUCUCACUCUCCCACUGUGGGCUCACUCUGCUGCAGAUGAGUGGGUCUUUGGGGGUGCGAUGUGUAAAGUAUUCACAGGGCUGUAUCACAUCGGUUAUUUUGGCGGAAUCUUCUUCAUCAUCCUCCUGACGAUUGAUAGGUACCUGGCUAUCGUCCAUGCUGUGUUUGCUUUAAAAGCCAGGACAGUCACCUUUGGAGUAGUGACAAGCGGGGUCACCUGGGUGGUGGCUGUGUUUGCCUCUCUCCCAGGAAUCAUCUUUACCAUAUCUCAAAAAGAAGGUUUUCAUUACUCCUGCGGCCCUAAUUAUCCACUAGAAUGGAAGAAUUUCCAUACAGUAAUGAGGAACAUCUUGAGCCUGGUCCUGCCCGUGCUUGUCAUGGUCAUCUGCUACUCGGGAAUCCUGAGAACCCUGCUUCGGUGUCGAAAUGAGAGGAAGAGGCACAAGGCUGUGAGGCUCAUCUUUGUCAUUAUGAUUGUUUACUUUCUUUUCUGGGCUCCCUACAACAUCGUCCUCUGCCUGAGCACCUUCCAGGAAUUCUUUGGUCUGAGUAACUGUGAGAGCACCAGUCAACUGGACCAAGCCAUGCAGGUGACGGAGACUCUUGGGAUGACACACUGCUGCAUCAACCCUGUCAUCUACGCUUUCGUUGGGGAGAAGUUCAGAAGGUACCUCUCCAUGUUUUUCCGAAAGCACAUCGCCAAACGCCUCUGCAAACAAUGUCCAGUUUUCUAUGGGGAGACAGCAGAUCGAGUGAGUUCAACGUACACCCAUUCCACCGGGGAGCAGGAAGUCUCAGCUGGUUUGUAA